Drosophila nasuta is the source of this 1305-nucleotide messenger RNA. RefSeq names its product chitinase-like protein Idgf2. The transcript has 3 exons. The record is from RefSeq and is a predicted model, not a curated record. Gene Ontology annotation, cellular component: extracellular region. Lineage: Eukaryota; Metazoa; Arthropoda; Insecta; Diptera; Drosophilidae. Gene Ontology annotation, biological process: carbohydrate metabolic process; chitin catabolic process. Gene Ontology annotation, molecular function: chitin binding; chitinase activity.
AUGUAUCGUUUAGCUGUUUGUAUUCUGCUUGCGAGUCUUUGCUCUACAGUCAUAAGCAAUGAGUCUAGAGUCGUGUGUUAUUACAAUUCAGAAAGUUCUUUACGCAAAGGCUCUGGAAAACUGACCAAAAAUGACUUGCUCUUCUCUGCCCCGUAUUGUACACAUUUGGUGUAUGGCUAUGUGGGAAUAAGUGGCGACAACUACCAAGUGAACAGCCUGAAUGAACGUCUGGACAUUAAGUAAAAACAUUUGACUGAAGUAACGUCCAUUAAGAGCGAAUAUCCAGGCUUGAAAGUGCUACUGAGUGUAGGCGGAGAUCGUGAUAUUGAUGCGAAGUAUCCUAAUAAAUAUAUCGAACUACUAGAAGCAGGACAAGAAAAGCAAAAUGAAUUUAUUCAGUCAGCUCACUUGUUCGUUAAGAAUUUUGGUUUCGAUGGCCUUGAUCUAGCAUAUCAAUUCCCACGGAACCAACCUUGGAACAAAGAAGGAAUAGAAAAACUGAAACCAAAUACAGAGCAGCUUAAGGAACAGUUUACAACACUCGUUCAGAACUUAAAGGAAACGUUGCAAAAUGAUGAAUUGCUCUUAAGUGUGACUGUGCUGCCGAAUGUCAACUCUUCAUGGUAUUUUGAUAUUCCUGCACUUGACAAGCACCUGGACUUUGUGAAUCUGGCCGCCUUUGAUUUUAUCACCUCCCAUCGGAAUCCCCACGAAGCUGAUUACUCUGCUCCACUUUACCAUAAUGCAACCCAGAAUCGAUUGCCACACUUUACUGUGGAUUUCCAGGUGCAAUAUUGGAAGCAGCAAGGAUUUCCCUCCAAUAAAUUAAACUUGGGAUUUGGCAUUUAUGGAAAUACAUGGAGACUAACCUACCAAUCAGGUGAAAGUGGCGUACCUAUCGUUUAUCAUGCCAAGGGUCCUGCUCCGGGAGGUCCUUAUACCCGAAAAGAUGGUGUGGCUAGCUAUCCGGAGAUAUGCACCUUGCUGCACAAUGCACUUCUUUAUAAAGAUUCGACGACGAAAGAGGAUCAGGAGGCAUAUGGGAACUACGUUCACUAUUCCCCAUUCGAACCUAACACUGAAGGCGUCUGGGUAAGCUACGAUAACAUUUAUGCCCUCGUCAGCAAGGCGAGGUAUGCCAAGAGCCAUGUAGGAGGUGUGGCUAUAUUUGAUCUCGGAUACGAUGAUUACCAGGACGAAUGCAAUGCGGGAAUGUUUCCAAUAAUGCGGUUUAUAAGGGUAAAUUUUUUGAGUGAGAAUGCGACUUAUCCAGAAAUUGAUCUAGCUGGAAUACCAAUUUGGUAA